Molecule: messenger RNA, 937 nt
Organism: Arachis stenosperma
Lineage: Eukaryota; Viridiplantae; Streptophyta; Magnoliopsida; Fabales; Fabaceae
Product: protein yippee-like At4g27745
Exons: 3
Coding region: 225-575 (116 amino acids)
Source: RefSeq, a predicted model, not a curated record
UUCUUUCAAAGUUAUUUCUCAUUGAUUGAUGCCUGCCAUAAAAAUUAAUUUAGUACCUUUCUUCAGCAUCAUUCAAUACAUAAUCUUGAAUAUAUUGGUUGAUACAUAUUUGAUAAAAUCAUAUUCAUUUAUGAUUAACCACAAAGUACUCUUCUGACAUAGAGAAAUUGGUUGGUAGCUUGAGGAGCAAAGUUGGUACUACUGCUAAGAAAAUUUCAGCAUCAAUGGCUGAUUUUAUGGGAUCAAAGGCUUAUUGCUGCUUCAAGUGCCAGAACCUUGUUGCUUUCCAUGAUGAUAUUGUUUCCAAAGAUUUCCAGGCAAGCAGUGGUAGAGCUUUUCUUUUCUCUCAUGCAAUGAACAUUAGUUUGGGACCCAAAGAAGAUAGACAACUCAUCACUGGUCUUCACACAGUUGCUGAUGUUUAUUGCUCAGAUUGUGGUGAAGAACUUGGUUGGACAUACAUUAAGGCUUAUGAAGAAUCACAGAAGUACAAAGAAGGAAAAUAUGUACUAGAGAAGUUCAAGAUAGUAGUUAGAGGAAGCCAAACAAACCUAGAAAAUUAUUAUGAUGACUGAUUUGAUUCUUCUUGGGUUAAGUCAUUUGAUCCUGAAAUUGUUCAUAGGAUUAUUGUGAAUUUUCUUGGAAAAGUUGAUUCAUUAGAAGUGUGGUGAAUGUAAAUGGAUUUUAAGACCAAUCAAAUUAAGUUGUCAAAUUACAGUUUCUUUAGGUUAUAUUUGAAUAUUGUGUUUGGUCCAUGUGGUUAGAAGAAUGAAUCAAAUAGAAAAUAAACAAAUGACAGAAGGUAAUAGAAGAUCAUACAAGAAUAUUUAUAUGUAAAGUGUUAUUGUAAACAUGAUAUCAGUAGAACACAUUGAUGUUAUUUGAUCUAUUUAGUCGAUUUUGUGGUAUAUUUGAUUAAAAGAAGACAUAAUACAAG